AUGCCAGGCCUGCCCCCCAUCGCACCCACCCCGGCCACAGGGGCGCGGGAGAAGGCCUUCUCUCAGCAGCAGCUCCGAGGGCAGAAGAGACCCAGCGUCCUCGUGGUGUGCGACAGCGCCCAGGAGCCGCGCGAAGAGGUGGCCGAGCUCCGCAGUGUGUGUACCGGGACUUCCUUACGGAGGCUCGGCCCUGAGGGGGGCAGGUUUUUGUUUUUUCUACUCUGCAGCUCAUUAAAAUCCAAUCUUAUUCUAUUUCUGUUGAUUUCUACAAUGCAUGUGUUCUGGUGUCAUCCAGUUCCAUCUUCUAAGGUGUCUGGAAAAUCUGACUACUUUGUCGUCCUGCUGAACAGCUGCCCCACGAGGAUGGGUAGGAGAGAGGGACUGGAUUUUCUAAAGCCAAUUUUGGAGAAGACACUUAUGAAAAGGUCCUUUCGCAAUGGAGUUGGCACAGGAAUGAAAAAAACUUCCUUUCAAAGAGCAAAAUCAUGA
Messenger RNA from Balaenoptera acutorostrata (minke whale), 489 nucleotides. It is a transcript of the gene NPS, whose product is annotated as neuropeptide S. Bases 1 to 489 code for a protein of 162 amino acids. The transcript is spliced from 4 exons. The record is from RefSeq and is a predicted model, not a curated record. NCBI's taxonomy places the organism in Eukaryota, Metazoa, Chordata, Mammalia, Artiodactyla, Balaenopteridae. Gene Ontology annotation, biological process: positive regulation of synaptic transmission, GABAergic; neuropeptide signaling pathway; positive regulation of synaptic transmission, glutamatergic. Gene Ontology annotation, cellular component: extracellular region.